Chaetura pelagica (chimney swift) is the source of this 2441-nucleotide messenger RNA. RefSeq names its product holocarboxylase synthetase (biotin-(proprionyl-CoA-carboxylase (ATP-hydrolysing)) ligase) (gene HLCS). The transcript is spliced from 10 exons. Lineage: Eukaryota; Metazoa; Chordata; Aves; Apodiformes; Apodidae. Gene Ontology annotation, molecular function: biotin--[biotin carboxyl-carrier protein] ligase activity. The coding region runs from base 258 to 2441 and encodes 727 amino acids. Gene Ontology annotation, cellular component: cytoplasm. The record is from RefSeq and is a predicted model, not a curated record. Gene Ontology annotation, biological process: protein modification process.
AUGACUUAAACAGAUGGAGUCUGCUUCUCAUUUCUCCUUUUAUUUGUCCUGAUAAGUUACUUAAAGCAGAACAUAUAGCUUUUGUGACAGAAAGCAUUUCAGCUCAGACAGAUAACUUGCAGAAACUGCCCAGCUCUUCAAAAGAGAUUGUGAAGUGGUCAGACUAUUGUUCACCAUUGGCCUAUAAACCUGGUGAGCCUUACAGAUUAAUUGCUGAAGCAAGCGUAGAUAAUUUCAGUAACCUUGGAAUAGCAUUCAUGGAAGACAGGCUUCAAAUGGAUAAUGGAAUGGUGCCACACAAGAUUGUUUCUGUCCAUUUACAGGAAUCUGCUCUGAACAAGUUUGCACAGGUGGCACCAUCUGUAAAAGAGCAAAGUGUAAGCAGUACACAAAUGGAUGAAGUAGCUCGUGCUGCAGCUUUGGGGCCCGCUGUGAAAUCAGUAUUAGGAGGAGCUGAGUCUGCAGGACUAGGUGAAGAGAAGAAAUCCAAGCUAGAGAAAGAAAACGAGCAUGAAGAUCAAUCCAAGUGUCUGUCUGACAAAGAGACAAGUCCUGGAGAACAUCAUCACUUGCAUCUUUCCAGCUGUCAUGAAUGCCUGCAACUUGAAAACAGUACUAUUGAAUCAGUUAGAUUUACCUCUGCAGAAAACAUUCCAGAACUUUCUGAUGCUUGCAGUAACAAACUGGAAGAGAAGGAUGACUGUCUUGCAAGAGGAAUGAAGAGAAUAAACCUUGCUGGAAAGCCCCCUAAUGUAUUGAUUUAUCUUGGCUCUGAAACUACAAAAAUGAAAUUCGAGCAGGUAAAAUCAAUCCUUCAGGAAUGCAUUGAUGCAGACAGCUACACCAUCUACCAGCUGCGUGAGGAACAAGUUCUGAAGGCUCCAUGGAUUGAUAAUUCACUGCUGUUGAUCAUUGCCACGGAGGAGCCUAUUUCUGAGGAGAACUACAAACAAUUUAUGAAGUUUUUAUCUAAAGGUGGGAAGAUUCUAGGGUUUUCUUCAUCUUUUACAUGUGAUGGCAUACAAAUAAAGAGAAAAAACAAACUGAAGAGAACUGUUCAUGAAUUAGUGGUCUCUAAAAUGGACAGCACUGAAAUUCAGUUAAAUCUUUUGCUCAGUGGCUGUGUUUUUGAGGAAGUGGUGAAGGAAGAUACCAGCAAAGUGAAGACAUUGUGUCAAUUAAAUAAUGAUGAUAAAGAUGCAGUUAUUGUUCAUCUGACUUACGGAGACAGCGGAGGGGAAGCCAUUCUUUCUCAGGCACACUUGGAACUGGAUAUCAAUUCAAUGGAUGUCCAAACUGAAGAGGAUUUUAAUUUGCUUAAGAUAAGCAAUACCAAGAGAUAUGAAGUCCUCAAGGAAAUCCUGAUAUCACUUGGCCUGAAUUGUGAAUUAAGUAAAAUUCCUAUGUUAACACCUAUUCACCUUCUCUCUUUUGAUGAGGAAAUCCAUCUUGCUUUUCUGAAAUGGCUCGAGGGAAAUGUAGAUACAGAAGGAUUAAGAGCAUCCAGCAAAGUGUCUCUUAAAUUUGUUUCAUCCUGUGAAUCAAAAAUGGAGGUAACUCCAUCUCUCAUGCCAGUCAUCACUGAAAUGGGAAGCUUCUCAUCGGAGCAUUUCAGCCUGAAGACAUAUCAGCAGAAUCUUCAAACAAAGAAGCUUGGGAAGAUUCUGCUUUUUACUGAAGUUACCACAACAACAAUGAAUCUUCUAGAUGGGUUAAUGUUCGAGUUGCCUGAGGAGAUGGGUUUAAUAGCAAUUGCUGUUCGACAAACACAAGGGAAAGGUCGUGGUGGAAAUGUUUGGCUCAGUCCCCUGGGUUGUGCACUAUCCACUUUACAUAUCACCAUUCCUCUACAUUCCAACCUGGGCCAGAGAAUUCCUUUUGUUCAACACCUGGUGUCCUUGGCAGUGGUAGAGUCAGUUAGAUCAAUACCAGGAUACGAGGAUAUUGAGCUGCGAGUAAAAUGGCCAAAUGAUAUUUACUACAGUGAUCUUAUGAAGCUAGGAGGAGUUCUGGUAAACUCUACGCUUGUUGAAACAACAUUUCAUAUACUUAUUGGCUUUGGAUUUAAUGUGAAUAACAGCAACCCCACCAUAUGCAUCAAUGAUCUCAUCACAAAAUUUAAUAAGGAAGAGGGGACGGAGCUGAAGCCUUUAACUCCAGACUGUCUUAUUGCAAGAACUGUAACUGUGCUAGAGAGGCUUAUAGAUAUUUUCCAGGAGAAAGGGCCCAAUGGAGUUCUUCCCCGUUAUUAUAAGUACUGGGUUCACAGUGGGAAGCAAGUUCGUCUCCACAGCGAGGAGGGCCCGAUUGCAUGGAUAGUUGGGAUAGAUGAUUACGGAUUCCUUCAAGUUCAUGAAGAAGGCAAAGGUGUAGAGUCUGUACACCCAGAUGGCAACUCUUUCGACAUGCUGAGAAACCUCAUAGUCCCAAAGCAUCAAUAG